Molecule: messenger RNA, 1014 nt
Organism: Cornus florida
Lineage: Eukaryota; Viridiplantae; Streptophyta; Magnoliopsida; Cornales; Cornaceae
Product: glutaredoxin-C5, chloroplastic
Exons: 5
Coding region: 31-696 (221 amino acids)
Biological process (GO): cellular response to oxidative stress
Cellular component (GO): cytoplasm
Molecular function (GO): glutathione disulfide oxidoreductase activity
Source: RefSeq, a predicted model, not a curated record
UACUGAAGGAAUAAUGGUAGUGCUAUAAAAAUGGAUCCAAACUAUUUAGUAGUAUCAUUUUGGUUUCUGAAACAAACCUUCAAAACCCAAGAAAGACGAAAAAAGGAGGGUACAACCACCGUACACCAGAAAAAGGGGAAGAGAGAUAAGUCAAUGGCGAGCACGUCUGUUAUGACAGGAGCUUUUGGCUCUGUUUCCCUCACUCCUUCUCCUCUUCAUGCCAAUUCUCUCUCUUCUCUCUCUCACCUUCCCAACAGUUUUAUCUUUUCAAACAACAAUCUCAUAUUCAUCAGAAGCUCAAGGUUAGCCGUCCAUGGCCCAAGAAAACUUGGACCCACCAGGAUUCGACCAAUGUCCGCUUCGUUCGGGUCUCGAUUGGAGGACAGUGUGAAGAAGACAAUCAAUGAUAACCCAGUCGUUGUUUACUCCAAAACAUGGUGUUCGUAUUCCUCUGAGGUGAAGACAUUGUUCAACCGGCUUGGAGUGCAGCCACUCAUAGUCGAAUUGGACCAGUUGGGCCCCCAAGGACCACAACUGCAGAAAGUGCUAGAAAGACUUACUGGGCAACAUACUGUCCCGAAUGUUUUUAUUGGGGGCAAGCACAUCGGUGGUUGUACAGAUACUGUUAAGCUACACCGGAAAGGGGAACUUGAAUCUUUGCUGUCAGAAGCUAGCACCAAAAAGACAGAGAGUUAGCUUGUUUGAUCUUAUUAUCAUCCGUUGAAGGACCUGCUCUCUUCGCUAUAUCGAGAAGAAAAAUUAUUUUUAUUGAUAUUAAUUCAUUCUAAAGUAUCAGAAGUGAUCUUCAUGCUUCUCUCCAAUGUUAUUGUGUAUUGGCUUCAUAAAAAGUUACUGACAGUACACAUCUGUUGCAUGUGAACAUUGGUUUCUUAUUUAUUUGCAUAAGCCUUCAAAUAUGACUCUGAAGAAUGUUGUAUGGAACUGAAUUGUUCUAGGAUGUAGAGAACUGUCAAUUUACUGAUUGAAUGAAUAAGAUUUGCUUCUUAUUUGUUA